Messenger RNA from Diachasma alloeum, 1874 nucleotides. Its product is annotated as paired mesoderm homeobox protein 2. The transcript is spliced from 3 exons. NCBI's taxonomy places the organism in Eukaryota, Metazoa, Arthropoda, Insecta, Hymenoptera, Braconidae. Gene Ontology annotation, biological process: regulation of transcription by RNA polymerase II. Gene Ontology annotation, molecular function: DNA-binding transcription factor activity, RNA polymerase II-specific; RNA polymerase II transcription regulatory region sequence-specific DNA binding. The record is from RefSeq and is a predicted model, not a curated record. Bases 517 to 1194 code for a protein of 225 amino acids.
GCGUCCGGGAUAAAAUAAUCUCCGAGAUUAAUUUUACGUAUUCAUCUCCAUUUAAUUUUCUACCCCCGCGGUAGAAACCCGCCCCCCCCCUCCCCCCUCCCCGCCCCUCCGGCCCCGCGAAUGGGACUAUUGGGGGGAGUGAAUGCCACGAGACACGAAAAAGCAUUGACGACUGUCAUUUGGCUGAAUGCAUUAGCAAGUCCGUGGUAAAUUGGACCUGUAAUUUGAAUAAUUCGAUUAGUCCGUGUAACACGUGAUGCGUAUGAAUAACAAAAAGGAGAGAGAGUGUGAGGAAUUUUGAUGGAAUCGUUUAAUCUGGGUCUCCGGGGCAUCAUGUGGGUCGAGUGAGAGAAUUUAAUGCCGGUUUGGUAUUAUCAUAAUUUGAUGGAUGAGUCGAGUAAUUUUAAGUGACUUUAUGUGCAUUUUUUUAUUCUGUUUGGUAUGGGAUUAGGCGGGGUACCGCUCGCGGAGUGAGAGUAAUUUUGGUGAAAAUUGUUGGGGAAUUUUUUUGACAAAAUGCUGGACAAUGAGAGCAGUGGAGUGCCUACGCAAGUGCCGAAUCCACACGUGCCGCAGGAUUUCACGGUGUCGAGGCUGUUAUCGACACCCACCCACAGUCUUGACUGCAGUGACGCGAGUGGAGGGGGCAGACGACCCAGGAGGAGCAGAACGACGUUUUCUGCACAGCAAUUGGCAGCUCUCGAGAGAGUUUUCGAGAGGACACAUUAUCCCGAUGCUUUUGUUAGGGAGGAACUCGCGACUAGGGUGGCGCUAUCUGAAGCAAGGGUGCAGGUUUGGUUUCAAAAUCGUCGAGCUAAAUUCCGUAGAAAUGAGAGGAGCUCCGCCCUGAACAGAGGUGCCUCAUCGACACGUGAAAUUGAGACAACUCUACCGUUGAGACCCAUCAGAAUUGCCCACACCCACGAGACCAACUCCGAGCCACUGCAGUCUAGCCAAGUGCCUCAGUAUCCCUACGGUGAUUACUGGCGAUCGUCCCAGCCUUAUGGGGCUGUUCAGACAUCCGCGAGUUGUCACGGCUUUGUUAACGGCAAUCUUGGUGCUACGGGAUUCAGUUCUUAUCAUCAGGCUGACGUCCACAGUGGCAUCGAGGGCGGAAUUAAUGGAUUUAACGCACUGAGACUCAGGGGUCAUCCCUAUGGGACUGCUUACUCCGCCAUGCAUGCCAGUAUGUGACAGAAUAUUUUCGGAAAAUGUCGAGUGCCUUCUCAAUGCCAAAGAGAAUUUUGUAUUUAUGGAUAAGGAUUAGGAUUAGGUAUUUAAGUAUUGAGGAAGUCCCAACGAUUGGAAUCAAUUUUUUUGGUGAUGACGAAAUUGUGAAGUUCGGAUUGGGCGGUUAUCUCGGUAGGGAGUGAUUUUGAGAGGCAACAUCAUAAAACUUUUUUUGUAGGGAAUUCAAUUUCCGAAAGAAAAUGUCUUAUGACUUUUUGUCGUAAGACGUCUCAGUACUGGGAUAAUUAUCAAUUAGGAAACAGUUGAUGUGAAAUUUGGAUAGUGAUAAGAAUUUAGAUUAUUCUGGCCCUUGAUAAAUGCUUGAUUAUCUCGGUGGGGAUUGGAGAUAGGAAAAAAUUUCACAAGACAUUUUUUUAACUGAAGAAAUUCUCUACAAAAAAUGUUUUAUGACAUUUUUCUCUCGAACCACUCGCUAUUGAGAUAAUCCACUUUUUAAAAACCACAAAAAAGUUUUUUUCAGGAUUUUUUAUGGGAUUUUCUCAGAAAAAUACAGGGUAAUUAAUAAAUUAAAAAACAAAUUUAUAUCGAACAUUGAUUUUAUUAUCGUGGCCAGCGGCCCACGUAAAAAUUAUGAACUUUGUAAUUCAAUAAAAAGGAGAAGUGAAUUAACUCGUGUGAAUGAA